AUGGGCCCGGACCGGACUCUCUGGACUGGAGACCAGUUGAUACAUAUAGCCAUGGCUGACGAAUGGGAGGAAGAGACUUCUACAACUACCUCAGACACAUCAUUCUUUUCAAGCCAGGCCAACACAGACUCUAAAAAGGAUUUCUGGAACAACAAUGGUGGGGAUUCUGGGCGAGGCCGUGGGGGCAGAGGAGGAAGGAGGGGUGGCUUCAAAUCAUUCAAUGAUGGAGACGAGAAUGGGAACACAGACGAGAGCGGUGGAUGGAACAAAAGUGACAGAGGAGGAUUCCGUGGCAGAGGCGGUAGAGGCCGUGGGUUUGGCAGGACGGACAAUGGAGAUUUUAAUGACAAUGACGGAGACGAAAAUGGCUUCAGAGGCGGACGAGGAGGCAGAGGCCGGGGAGGUGGUGAGCGAGGAGGUCGAGGCGGCGGAGGAUACAGAGGGAACGAUGAAGUUACAUUUUCUCAAGAAGGAGGUGAAGGGAAGAAUGAUGCCGGAGAUGAAGAAAGACCAAGAGUGACGUAUAUUCCUCCCAGCCUCCCUGAGGAUGAGGACACUAUUUUUGCCCAAUACAAAUCUGGAAUAAAUUUUGACAAAUACGACGACAUCAAAGUUGAAGUUAGUGGAUCCAACCCUCCCAAAGCAAUCAUGAGUUUUGAGGAGGCUGCAUUGUGCGAAUCUCUGAAGAAAAAUGUGAGUAAAUCGGGUUAUGUGAAACCCACACCUGUUCAAAAGCAUGGAAUCCCCAUCAUCUCGGCCGGCAGAGACCUGAUGGCCUGUGCCCAGACUGGCUCAGGGAAAACUGCUGCAUUUCUGCUGCCAAUCCUACAGCAGUUUAUGGCAGAUGGAGUAGCUGCCAGUCAGUUCAGUGAGCUACAGGAGCCUGAGGCCAUCAUAGUGGCUCCCACUAGAGAGCUCAUCAACCAGAUCUACCUGGAGGCUCGGAAGUUUGCCCACGGAACAUGUGUGAGACCUGUGGUGGUGUAUGGAGGAGUGAGCACUGGGCACCAGAUCCGAGACCUGUGCAGAGGAUGUAAUGUUCUGUGUGGAACACCAGGGAGACUUUUAGACGUGAUCAACCGGGGAAAAGUUGGACUUUCAAAAGUCAUGUAUUUAAUAUUGGAUGAGGCUGACCGGAUGCUGGACAUGGGCUUUGAGCCAGACAUGCGCCGCCUGGUGGGCUCUCCAGGAAUGCCUGGUAAAGAGGACAGACAGACUCUGAUGUUCAGUGCCACUUACCCUGAGGACAUCCAGAGACUGGCUGCAGACUUCCUCAAAAAAGAUUACUUAUUUCUGGCUGUGGGCAUCGUAGGAGGAGCCUGUACUGAUGUCCAACAGGAGUUUGCUCAGGUCACAAAGUUUUCAAAGAGGGACAAACUCCUGGAAGUUCUAAAAGCAGCAGGAACUGAACGCACCAUGGUCUUUGUGGAGACCAAGAGACAAGCGGACUUCAUAGCUGCCUUUCUCUGCCAAGAGAAGGUUCCCACCACCAGUAUUCAUGGAGACCGGGAGCAGCGAGAGCGGGAGCAGGCGCUGGCAGACUUCCGCUCGGGGAAGUGUCCGGUGCUGGUGGCCACUUCAGUGGCGGCUCGAGGACUGGACAUUCCAGAUGUGCAGCAUGUGGUGAACUUUGACCUCCCCAGCAACAUCGACGAAUAUGUUCACCGUAUCGGGAGGACGGGCCGCUGCGGGAACACGGGCAGAGCAGUUUCAUUCUUUGACCAAGAUAAUGACUGUCAACUGGCCCGUGCUCUCAUCAACAUCCUCUCCAAGGCGAAUCAAGAGGUGCCGUCGUGGUUAGAGGAGAACGCCUUCAGUGGACCGGGCGCCUCAGGACCUGCCAUGAGAGGCUUUGGUGCCACAGACUCCAGGAAGGGCGCCCAGAUCACAUCUUUCCAGGAUAACGGCAGCGCUCAGAGUGCUGCUGCUGAGGAGGAGGACUGGGGCUAG
This is a messenger RNA of Knipowitschia caucasica, 1950 nucleotides long. The record is from the annotation of a GenBank genome assembly. Lineage: Eukaryota; Metazoa; Chordata; Actinopteri; Gobiiformes; Gobiidae.